UCCGUCGCAACCAAGGUCGUCUUUAACAGUACGACUACUACAAGCUUGCUUCUGAUUCGACUUGGUCACAAUGGCCACUGAUCCCAAGACGGUUUUUGCCCCUCCAAAACGGGCUAAUUCCGACUAUCCGUUGAUUGAUUCCGACCCGCACCUGAGACGAGUCUUUGGAUAUGCGAGACCUUCUGAUUAUGCUGUUGCUGGUGGAGCAGCUGCCGCCUCACCACUAGCAUUCUGGGCUAUGGAAAGGGUGAGCCCAUCUCAUGUUGGCAGAGGAGGUUUCGCCCCUGUGAUGCGGCUAGCAACAGCAAUCGGCCUUAUUGGAGGUCUCCAUGUGCUCUACCAAAGAUCUUGCAAUCGCUUCUAUGGUUUCACCGAGAAUUCGAGGGAAGUUGAGAUGGAUACAAGAGAGAUGGUUGGCAAGGUCAAGAGAGGUGAAUCUCUGUAUGGCACCUCGAAGGUGUCUGCUUAUCUGCAAGGAGUUGCGGCCAGGAACUCGCGGUAUUCAGAGUUAUUCAUUCAUGUUCUUCCCUGGUUCAACAUUGUAAACCAUGACCAGCAUGGCGUGGACACAGCUAAGUACUAUCAGCAAGCUGAGCGUGAGCUCGAAGCGGAGCGUUUGGCGAAGGCUGGUUCUGCGUGAAAAUAUUAUUGGUAUGGAUCAUCAAGCUGAGCUGUAACUUGCGGGGUCUGGUAUAUUUAUUCUUUGGGUUUGAUGUGGAUAACAUAAGCGUAUGAGAACUUUCACAUUUUCCCUCUUAACCAUGGCCCUCCUAAGCCACAUGGUAGCGAUAAGUUUUUCCACAGUGCCAGUGCCAGUGCCAUUUUCUAGUGACUUCGGUGGCCUUCCAAGUCUUGCUACCUCCAAGGCCGUAAGGUUGUAGCUCUCAGGUGUCAUCCUCAAAUCUUGUAUUUAGUUCUCUAUUUUUCUUGGGGCGAGGCUUGGGUGCUCUCUCGUUCUCUUGAAUAUAAAAUCUUCGAAGUAGCAUUACGGCUUCUUUACUGAACAACCCACCAUAAACUGGGUAAGGUGGGUCUAUUGAGAAACUAAUGUGUGUUAGAAAUUCAGUAGAGUCAAGGCUGGAGAGUGACGAACUCGGUGUGUAGUGAGAGAAUGCUUCCCGUGCCCCCAAAACGUUCAUUACCGCAGCCAAAAUACACAGCCUGUAUUCGGUACUGCCUCAGAGCAGAAGCACACAUAACACACGGUUCGACCGUGACAUAGAGUUUUGUUGAACGAAGUAAGGACUUGGGAUAGCUUCUGAGCAUCUGCUCGAUAGCAAUAAACUCCGCGUGUCUUGUACC
Aspergillus pseudotamarii is the source of this 1302-nucleotide messenger RNA. Its product is annotated as putative NADH-ubiquinone oxidoreductase 21 kDa subunit. The record is from RefSeq and is a predicted model, not a curated record. NCBI's taxonomy places the organism in Eukaryota, Fungi, Ascomycota, Eurotiomycetes, Eurotiales, Aspergillaceae. The transcript has 6 exons. The coding region runs from base 71 to 640 and encodes 189 amino acids.